Diachasmimorpha longicaudata is the source of this 2965-nucleotide messenger RNA. RefSeq names its product pancreatic triacylglycerol lipase-like. Gene Ontology annotation, molecular function: lipase activity. The record is from RefSeq and is a predicted model, not a curated record. The transcript has 6 exons. The coding region runs from base 43 to 1209 and encodes 388 amino acids. Gene Ontology annotation, biological process: lipid catabolic process. NCBI's taxonomy places the organism in Eukaryota, Metazoa, Arthropoda, Insecta, Hymenoptera, Braconidae.
UCAGUUUCACUCAUUGUGUUAAAAAUUGCCAACUUUUGCAUAAUGGAAGUACAUAAGUGUAUGUCCUUUGUGAUUUUAGUCUUCUCGGUAGUGCAGAUCCUCGACGGAUUUGAUGCUGACAAGCCCACAGACACGAUGUUAGGAAGCUUGGAAUGUAAAUUGACUGCUUCCAUGGAUUCCGUACUCCAAAUGGUUUGGCCUCGUUCGGGAGAUGUAGAUCCAAAUGACAAAAUAAAGUUGGAAUUACAUACAAGGAAUGCGGCAAAGACUAUUAUUGCUGAAAAUGGUCUUGUGAACAUUCGUGGUUCGGACUUCAGGGCAAUGAGAAACACAGUCCUUAUCGCACAUGGCUUCAGGGAAGACUCUAGCACUGAGUGGAUACCUCCACUCAUUGAUUCUUAUUUAAAAUACAAAGAUGUCAAUGUCAUUGUUGUGAACUGGAGUGUGUUCACAUUAACUGCAGACUACUAUGCAUCUACUGAUGGCGUCGCAAAAUGUGCCCAACAAGUGGUCGAAUUACUCUCGGAAAUCGCCCACGACUUUAAAAAUAUAACUUCAUUUGGGCCACUUCACUUAAUUGGAUUCAGCCUGGGUGCGCAAGUUAUGGGAAAUAUCGCAAAGAGACUCAACAAAUAUGAGAACGCGUGGAAUAUUGAACGAAUAACAGGAUUGGAUCCAGCCGAUCCGUGUUUCCAAGAUUCCUCCACUAGAUUGAAUGCGAGCGAUGCACCAUUUGUUGAUAUCAUCCAUACAAAUGGGGAUCAACGAUUUGACGUGGUAUUCGGUACUUCAAUUCCCAUAGGUCAUCUCGAUUUUUAUGUCAACGGUGGAGAGAUACAACCGGAUUGCCCUAAUGACAUCUCUUGGUAUGAUCGACUAAUAGAUCAAGAAUCUGGUGUUUUCACAGCUGCUUGUAGUCAUACAAAAGCACCACGUUAUUUUAUCCAAUCUUUGGAGUUGGUGAAUGCAGGCGAAGGGCCACCGUUGAAAGGAAUCAAAUGGGAGCGUAAUGAUUUGCCGUCGGCAUUAGAUUUUCUCUAUACGAAUAGUUGUAGACGGCACUGUCUAACCAUGGGCAUCCUUGCGGCUAUUGAAAAUGAGGACUCGGGGGGUGUUUAUUUUGUUCCGGCAGCUGGUCAAAAGCCGUAUAAUGUAAUUCAAGCUUCUGACCAGGAGAAAAUUAAGAAGAUACUAACGGAAUCUCCCUGAUGGUACUGAACUCAGCAUUUCGUGCUCUCUCGUGUUUCGUGUUUCAAUUGCGGAGAAAAAUGAUGUAUUGGCGACACAUUGAUUAUUUUUGUAAUCAAAAACUAUUAUGCCUAUGUUAUAAGAUCAAUUGGUAUGAGUCUACGAGAAUUUUUCUAAAUUGAUAUUAAAGAUUAUGACCUAUAAGGAUUUGUAAAAUCUGUGGCUUGGGGGAUGGGAAGUAUGUGUUAUCCUAAACUAUCCCGCGGUCUUCAUAAACUGCCUCAGCGUCACCCUGAGUCUGUUGGUUCUGCAAGUCAGCUGUAUACAGGGUGUCCCAGAAUUGAACGUCCAGACUUUAAACUUAAGUUGGGGGUGAAAUUCUGGAUCAAAAAGUCCUGAGCGACUUUUUGAUCAGACGCACCCUCUUCAACUUAUUCAGGGUUAAAGUUGGACGAAUCAGAGGCGUGGAAUACCCGGUCGCACGACGGUGAGGAAAACGUUCGAGUGUGGUGGUGUCCCCACCAUACGGUACUACUCCCCUGCGGCGGCAGAAAGAGAUGACUGACGGCGGCGGGUAAGAGGAAGGGGAGAGAAAUGAAAAAAAUGAACACCCAAAAAAAAAAAUCAUCAGCGAUUGAUCAUUUUUUUUCUCCUUCGUUGAAAGAAAAAAUAAAAAUCUCAUACAGGGCCAAUGGGGCUUUAGAAGAUUAAAUCGCCGGGUUUUUUUUCCAGCGCUGGAAUUUUCAACGCUGUUUUUUCUCCUUUUCGAUUAGAUUAAGAGAUGUAAUGGGCCUCAAUCGAUGGGGAAUUUAUUCCUCCAUCAAAUGCCCUUGGUUUCAUCCCUUGGCAUUAAUUAGGGGAGGAGUAAAUAAUUUUUAUGUAGCGGGCGGGUGUUCAUUUUUUUCAACCGCCCCCCCUCUUACCCACCGCCGCCAGUCAUCUCUUUCUGCAGCCGUAGGGAAGUAGUACGGUAUGGUGGGGACACCAUCACACUCGCAUCUUUUCCUCACCGUCGUGCGAGCGGUUAUCCCACGCCCCUGAUUCGUCCAACUUCAACCUUGAAUAAGUUGAAGAGCGUGCGUCUGAUCAACAAGUCGCUCAGGACUUUUCGGUCCAGAAUUACACCCCCAACUUAAGUUCAAAGUCUGGACGUUCAAUUGUGGGACACCCUGUAUAGGGUAUACCAUUUAGAAUAAUUCAUCAUGAUCCUGGAAACAAAAUUUAUUCAUUGAAAGAUUUAAUGGAAAAAUCAUUCUCUUGAUUGUUCAAUCGUGACUGCAACACAUGUUUUUGACGAACAUACGACGUUUUCAUUUUGAUCAACUGCAGAAGGGGACUAUAUUAUAAUUUGUAUGAGUUAACAAUUAUUCUUCUUAUGUACUACUGUAACUCAGAGAAUAUGUCUGUAAGCUUUCUACUUAUGAUCACUGAUAACUGUUAAAGUGGAAAUCAAAUUCUAAUCGCCAUUCACUUAUAUAUAUUGAGACAAGGGCUUUUGUUAUUUCAAUAAUUUAUAGUUUAUCCAUCAUUCCGAACAACCUUUCUAAAGACCCUCACCUGACGCGGCCUGGGUCAAGGGCUGUCAGGGCUCCAGAUAUUUUCCUUAAGGAACGUUAAAUAAUCAAAUUGACAAUAAUAAAUUGCGCGCCAGUUGGUUUAACGGGAACCAACAACGUUUCCCGGCAAUCUCCGGGUGUGAGAGUUGGAAGACCCAGUAGAAAUUAAAGAGAGAGAGGGCGAAAGGAGAAAUAAAGCAGAAAUACUAUACAAAUCAAAA